CAACGAACUAUAUAUAAAGCUGAACGCUGCACUCUUCCCACCCUCUCCCAGCUCCAAUCUUUCCUCACCCCACCCAAAUAGAUCAUAUUAUACCUUAAAAAUGAAGAGAGGAGUUAUCUUUAACACGUUCUUUGCAUUGUUGACUGGUUUGGCCAGUCUCGUGUCCGCUGAGGUUCCCAGCUUGAACGAGGAUUCGUUGAAUGAGUUGGUUAAGACCGAGCCCUUGGUUAUGGUGAAAUUCUUCGCUCCCUGGUGUGGUCACUGCAAGAAUUUGGCUCCUGAGUACGAGGCUGCCGCUGAACAGUUGAAAGAAGAGGACAUCGAACUUGUCGAGGUCGAUUGCACCCAAGAGGCCGAGUUCUGUCAGAAGAGCGGUGUUCGUGGAUACCCCACUCUCCAAGUUUACCACAACGGUGAGAACGUUGGCACGUACAGUGGUGCCCGUAAGCAAGAUGCUAUUGUCAAAUACAUGCAGAAGCUUCUUUUGCCCGCCGUCACCCCUGUCACGAACGAAAACGUGAAGGAUUUCAUUAGCCAGGACCAGUUCACCGUUGUUGGACUCUUCGACGACGACAAGAAGAACGAGACUUUCACGAACCUUGCUGAGAAGCUCCGUGAUGACUAUGCUUUCGGUGCUUCCAGUGAUGCCAAGGUUGCUAAGGCCUUGAACGUCACCAUUCCCGCCAUCGUCGCCUUCAACAACCUUGAGGAUGGCGAGGCUUUCGUCUACAGCGCUAAGGAGUGGAACGACGAUGACAUUGUCAAGCACUUGGUCAGCUCUCGCAUUCUUCUGAUUGAUGAGCUUCAACAAUCCAACUAUGCUACUUACAUGCAAGACGGCAAGCCCAUGGGUAUCGUCUUCUACGAGUCCCCCGAGUCUCGUGAGGAGCUUGUUGCUCUCUUCAAGCCUUUGGCCAAGACGUACAAGGAGAACACCAACAUUGUGUUCUUGGACGCCAACCGUUACGGCGGUUUUGCCGAGAAGCUUAACUUGGAGCAAAAGUGGCCUGCCUUUGCUAUCCACGAUGUUCAGCAACAGCAAAAGUAUCCCUUUGAAAGCACUGAUUUGACCAACGAGUCUGUCGGCGAAUUCCUUGAGAAGUUCGCCAAGGGUGAGCUCACUCCUUCCAUCAAAUCCGAGCCUAUUCCUGAGGAGCAAGACAACUUGUAUGUUGUUGUCGCCAACUCCUUCAAUGAUGUCGUUCUUGACACCACUAAGGAUGUUCUCAUCGAGUUCUAUGCUCCCUGGUGCGGCUACUGCAAGAAGUUGGCUCCUACUUACGAGGAGCUCGCCGACCAAUACGCUGGUGAGGACCGUGUUGUUAUUGCCAAGAUUGAUGCUACUGCGAAUGACGUUCCUGUCCAGAUUUCUGGAUUCCCCACCAUCAUGCUCUUUAAGGCCGACGACAAGGAGAAUCCCGUCCGUUACGAGGGUUCUCGUACUUUGGAGGACCUUGUCGAGUUCGUCAAGACGAACGGUGCUUUCGAGGCUGCCCCCGUUCCCAUUGAGAAGGAGGAGGAAGCCGCCGAAUCUGCCGAGACUGCCGAAACCGCUGAAACUGCUGCUAAGGUCGAAGAAGAGGUGAAGGAGCAAAAGGGAGAGGAGGAUGUUGAGGAUGAAUUGUAAUGAACUCGGCUGAUGACUUGUCUUGCUUUUCUUAUGCGAGACCUACCCACCCCAUUCAUACCUAUAUAUAGGCCCGUCUUGAUGAUCAUUCUUUAUACGCUAAGAGAGGUAACUGUGUCUCUAUGACUGUUCCCCCCGACAACGUGCCCCAUUCAUGGGUGACUAUAGCUGACUAUGGUUGGAUAGUUUCUUAAUACUCUGUACGAAUAACAAACCAACA
Schizosaccharomyces japonicus yFS275 is the source of this 1847-nucleotide messenger RNA. RefSeq names its product protein disulfide isomerase. Gene Ontology annotation, cellular component: endoplasmic reticulum lumen. Bases 101 to 1627 code for a protein of 508 amino acids. Gene Ontology annotation, biological process: cell redox homeostasis. The transcript has a single exon. NCBI's taxonomy places the organism in Eukaryota, Fungi, Ascomycota, Schizosaccharomycetes, Schizosaccharomycetales, Schizosaccharomycetaceae. The record is from RefSeq and is a predicted model, not a curated record. Gene Ontology annotation, molecular function: protein disulfide isomerase activity.